AUGGUAAAUUUCUUUACCCUUCCAACCNGUAGGACAGUAGCACUUUUCAGAAUUUUAAGCAAUUUUAUUUUCACUAACUCAGUCACUGGGACUUAUGCUUCUGCUGGUGAACUAAUUUGUUUGUUGCAAUGUUGUGCAUUCUUGGAAGUUGUACAUGGAGCUAUAGGAAUUGUUCCUAGUGGAGCAGUGCUUCCUUUGAUGCAAUGGAGUGGAAGAACUCAUUUUCUGCUUGCAAUUGUUCGUCGAAUUGUUGAGGUCCAAGAAUCACCUUCAGUGUUCAUAACAUUUUUAGCUUGGAGCUUAAGUGAGGUGAUCAGAUACUCACAUUAUGCUUUGAGUUGCAUUGGAAGUCCACCAUACUUUAUCACUUACCUCAGGUACACUGCUUUCAUUCUACUGUAUCCCGUUGGACUAGGACCUGGUGAAAUGUGGCUUAUGUACCAAGCACUUCCGUUCAUAAAAAGGAGAAACCUGUAUGCAGAUACUCUCCCUUUUAGUUAUUGUAACUUUGUUAAGGUUCUGCUUCUGUUUUACCCUUUUCUGUGGCUCAACCUUUAUCUGCACUUGUUUAAGCAACGGCGUUCAAAGCUUGGUAAACAUCAGAAAACAAAGAAGAUAUGAGAGUCGAAAAUUUUUAUUUCUAUUACUUUUAUUUUCAAUUGCUUGUAGAGAAUAAAGGAUGUCAAGUACACCAUGAGAAGUUAAAUUCCUAGCAUUUGACACCUUUCUCCAUCAACAGACUUUCUGCUGGUGAAUUUCCAAAUAUAACUUGUAUGUCUGAAUCUGGAGAACUCUAAGCUUAAAACCUAUUGGAGAAACUUACCAUUUUUCCAAAA
Nicotiana tabacum (common tobacco) is the source of this 836-nucleotide messenger RNA. The record is from RefSeq and is a predicted model, not a curated record. Lineage: Eukaryota; Viridiplantae; Streptophyta; Magnoliopsida; Solanales; Solanaceae.